This is a messenger RNA of Pristis pectinata (smalltooth sawfish), 863 nucleotides long. Its product is annotated as chymotrypsin-like elastase family member 2A. Gene Ontology annotation, molecular function: serine-type endopeptidase activity. Gene Ontology annotation, biological process: proteolysis. Bases 54 to 863 code for a protein of 269 amino acids. The record is from RefSeq and is a predicted model, not a curated record. NCBI's taxonomy places the organism in Eukaryota, Metazoa, Chordata, Chondrichthyes, Rhinopristiformes, Pristidae. The transcript has 8 exons.
GGAGACUACAACACGAACAUUGAAUGCAAUAAACUCGAUUAGAAAAAGUCUGAAUGAAUCACUGCACCUCCUGGAAGGAUUGUUUGUGUCUGAAUGGGGCUAUAGCUGCGAACCCACUCACAGGGCGUGUUGUUGGUGGGCAGGAAGCAAAGCCUCACAGCUGGCCAUGGCAGGCCUCUCUGCAGUUUGCUUAUGACUUCGACCCUGACUUCUUCCAACAUUUGUGUGGCGGAAGCCUCAUUUCUGCAAAUUGGGUCAUGACUGCUGCACAAUGCAUUGUUGACGUCCCGGGAAGAUUUGCUGUUGUUCUUGGAGAGCACGAUCUGCAGCACAAAGGCAAUGAAUAUUUGAGACAUGCUCAAUUAAUCAUCACUCAUCCUAAAUGGAACCCAAUGUAUCUUGGAAAUGGAAAUGAUAUUGCCCUAAUCCGACUGGCAGAGCCUGCGUAUACUACUCUUGAUGUAAAAGUAGCUACCUUACCACCUUCUGGUCAGAUCCUUCCCGAUGGGUACCCAUGUUACAUCACAGGAUGGGGAUUAACGGAACCUUUUGGUCUUCCCGCUCCCAUGCUACAGCAAGCCUUGCUCCGAGUGGUGGACUAUGCUACAUGCACAUCACCAAAAUGGUGGUCAAGCCUGGUCACCCAAGACAUGAUUUGUGCAGGGGGUGAUGGUGUCAGUGGUGGUUGUAUGGGAGAUUCUGGUAGCCCUUUGAAUUGUCAGAAUGAUGCUGGAACCUGGGAUGUUCAGGGUAUUGUAAGCUUUGGACCAUCCUCCUGUGUACUGGAAAGGAAGCCUACUGUUUUCACUCGUGUGUCAGCAUACAUUGAUUGGAUUUACCAGCUGGACAUGGUGAUUCUGUAA